Nymphaea colorata (pocket water lily) is the source of this 579-nucleotide messenger RNA. RefSeq names its product rust resistance kinase Lr10-like. The record is from RefSeq and is a predicted model, not a curated record. The transcript has a single exon. Lineage: Eukaryota; Viridiplantae; Streptophyta; Magnoliopsida; Nymphaeales; Nymphaeaceae. Gene Ontology annotation, biological process: protein phosphorylation. Gene Ontology annotation, molecular function: protein kinase activity; ATP binding. Bases 1 to 579 code for a protein of 192 amino acids.
AUGACAAGUAAGUUCAAAUGUCAACUUGGGCAGGGUGGCUUUGGAAAUGUCUAUAAAGGAUGGUUGACCAAUGGCACACCGGUGGCUGUAAAGCUUAUGGAAAAAUCAUAUAAUGAUGGGGAAGAAUUUUGUAAUGAAGUUGCCACCAUCGGUAUGAUUCACCAUGUCAGUGUGGUUCGCCUUCUUGGCUUUUGUGUCGAAGGGUCUCGAAGAGCACUUGUUUACGACUUCAUGGAAAAUGGUUCACUUGAGAAGUUUACUGACACCAUAGUUGCAGGCCAUUGCUUGUUGAGGGAAAGGCUAUACGAUAUAGCACUAGGCACUGCCAGGGGAAUUGAGUAUCUACACCAAGGCUGUGACCGAAGAAUCAUCCACUUUGACAUCAAGCCACAUAACAUUCUUCUAAACAGAAGAGUGUCUUUACACCAAAGAUUUCUGAUUUUUGGCCUAGCAAAAUCAUUUUGUAAGGAGAGAAGCAGUGUAACUAUUAUAGAAGGCAAAGGCACAAUCAGUUAUAUUGCUCCGGAAUUAUUUUAUGGGAAUUCCAAGCAUGUCUCACAUAAAACGGAUGUUUCAUAG